Molecule: messenger RNA, 1297 nt
Organism: Rhizophagus irregularis DAOM 181602=DAOM 197198
Lineage: Eukaryota; Fungi; Glomeromycota; Glomeromycetes; Glomerales; Glomeraceae
Source: RefSeq, a predicted model, not a curated record
GAUGAUGGCGCAGAAAAUGAAAUACAUAUAAAAAUCCCAAUUUUCCGCUUUAUUCAAAAGACAUCCUCAUCAAGAUUUAAUUCCUCUAAAUCUAAAUAAAGGAUAUACAUAUAUAGACAUACUUAUAUAUAUAAGCAACAAUUAUGAAGCUUCAAUAUCUUCUUCUCUUUGCAUUAUUCACGAUUUUUUCGUUACAAGUUCAAGCUAACGGAGAUUAUGGUGAUUCCGAACAAUGGGAACACGAUUUUCCUGAUACUUGUCAAGAACUUUUCAAGACUAAACAUUGUAAUAAAUGUCAAUCGUUAAUGUGGAAUCAUUUCAAAAAUCCCGGUCAAUGUGCUACUGCUUUCAAUUUUGGUCGUGAUAUUUUUGAAGUUAUAAAAGAUUCCGGUGAAAAACCAAAACCUUAUGACGUUACUUUCAUUAAGAAAGGCUUAAAUAAAUAUUGCCAUGAAGGUUUCCAUUGUAGCCAAAAUAAAGUUGAGAAGAUUUAUAAUAAUAUACAAAAAGUCUGUAAACAUGAAUUAAGUGUUAAACUUGAUUGGAGUGAUCAUCCUGAAAAUAUUAAAGAUAUUACCUCUUACGCUGCUUAUGGUACUUUGCUAACUUAUUACACUGGAAUUCCUGCUCGCAAAGCUCUUUGUACUAAAAACAAUCAUGGUGAUUUCUGCAGUUUUGAAUUCAUUAAGAAACUCACUAAAUGGAUGAAGAAGAAAACAAACGCUGAUCCAAAGGCUAUUAUAACCCAUGACCUUAGAUUCGUUAUCAAAGGAGAUGGAAAGAAAAUUCGUAUUCCAAAAUCAUUCUUUUGCGAUCCAUGCUGGAGAAAGAUGGCUCACAUCUAUGGUGAUUAUAUCGAAGAUCAUAGAUUGAAGAAAUCUAUCGAAAAGAAUAUUUGGGGAUCUUCUCAUGACUUAAAAGAAUUGUAUCUCCCACAUUGUACUUAUCAUAAACGUGGUUUAGGUGAAAUUUUGAAAGUUAGAAGUGAUUCUAAAUUAAGCGAACGUAGUGCAAAUCCUGUUUUUGGCGUUUUAAGUCAUCGCAUGAAUAAAUUUCAUUCUUUAGCGAUUUAAAAAAUCUUUUUUUUUUUAGAUAAAUAAUCUAUAUAGAUAAUAGAAAUGCCUAUUAUAAGAUUAUGAUUUUGAUUAUUUUUUAGAUUCUUUUUAGAUCUAAUUAUUUUACUUAAUUAUUUAUAAGCUUUAUUAAUAAGUUUUUUAUCAUUUAAAUCUUUCCUUUUUGUUCAAUUGCCUAUAUUUUCAAUAUGUUCUACUUAAAAUAACAUGCAUAUUAAAUAAAU